CGCCGACGGCCAAACGACUCAGCCACGUACCUAUUUAAAACUGCGCGCAAGCCCCCCGGCGCCGAGUCGACAAUUAAUGAUCAGUGUUGCCUUGUCUUCCAACGCGACGCGAGCGUGAUCUGUGUUUACCUUACCAGUGUUUGUUUAGUUACGACAGUUUCGUGAAAAUGUCUGACAGUGGACUUAAGAGGAAUAUCCCAAUCAAGCUCGGAGAUUUUUCCGUCAUAGACACAGAGUUCUCCAGCAUUAGGGAGAGAUUCGACGCUGAAAUGCAUAAAAUGGAGGAAGAGAUGAGCAAAUUCCGAUCGGAACUAAUGAACAGGGAGAGCAACAAUUUCUUCAAGAGCACCACAAGCUCUACCACAUCAACACAGCACAGUGACAGCAGACAGUUGGCUGAGCCCAGCCAUUGGGACAGUCUGAACUCUCCCCUCAUCCAAGACGAAGGUGAUGGCAAGAGCCUGAAACUCCGCUUUGACGUCAGCCAGUACACUCCGGAGGAGAUCGUCGUCAAGACUGUUGACAACAAAUUAUUGGUACACGCCAAACACGAAGAGAAAUCCGAAACCAAGUCAGUAUACCGGGAGUACAACAGAGAGUUCCUCCUCCCCAAAGGCACGAACCCAGAGGCAAUCAAGUCGUCGCUGUCACGCGACGGUGUCCUCACUGUGGAGGCACCCUUACCACAACUGGCGAUCACCGACAGGAACAUCCCCAUCCAGAAACACUGAGAAUCUCAGCAGUCUACUGACAGCAGCUAUUCCAUAAUUAUUUAUUAUUAGGUGUAUCGAGAUAUUUUAUGAAUCUCUAAUGUAUGUACUAAUUUUGUUUAUACGUACAUACUGUUAUGCUUGCUCUGUGAUUGAAAUCAACGCAAAGAGCGGGUAACACGGAGCUUGAGUUCAUUGACCCUAAUUAUUAUUAGGAACUAAAUGCCUUAAUGCCUACUUACAAACUCCGUUCACAUAGAAUUAAUUUAAUAGGCAAGUGUACUGAUUCACAUUAAGCUUUUGCUGACACAUUUAUAUUUUAGUACAAAAUUGUUACAGAAAUUUUAGAUGUCAAUAAAAUAUAAAAAAUGAA
Molecule: messenger RNA, 1083 nt
Organism: Pieris rapae (cabbage white)
Lineage: Eukaryota; Metazoa; Arthropoda; Insecta; Lepidoptera; Pieridae
Gene: Hsp21.4
Product: heat shock protein beta-1
Exons: 3
Coding region: 168-731 (187 amino acids)
Biological process (GO): protein refolding; response to heat
Molecular function (GO): protein folding chaperone
Source: RefSeq, a predicted model, not a curated record